AUGUCAUUGGAGAUCGACAGCUCGCGGCUUGAGCGCAAGAAGCAGGGAAAGUCGAAGGAUAAGGAUGUCGAGAAGACAGAGAAAAAGCGCAAGCGGGAUGCUGUAGACGAGGUCGAUUUUGGGAUGGCCUCGCCCACAAAGAAGCACAGGUCAAAUCAACAGCCCAAAUCACAUAUAGCGCAGUCCAAACCCGACAUUUCCUCUCAGACAGAGCCAAUAUCUCCGUUCUACCAGCAAGUAUCCUCUCUGUACCUACCACUACCACCAAUCUCUCAAAAGCAUGCUUUACAAGGCAUUUGUGCCGAGCAUAUCUCUCCACUCAUCCUCACAUACUACCCGCCUUUGCAUGGGGUCAUCGUAUCUUAUUCGAAUGCGCGACUCUCCACCGAUCCUCAGAGCGAAGCGUCCAAUCCAGCUUAUGCACGAGCGAUCGACGAGUACGCGUCCAGCUUCGUAUGGCUUACUGCGGACUUCCUCAUUUUCAAGCCUCGGAAGAGUAGCGUGAUAGAGGGCUAUGUCAACCUCCAGAGUGAGAGCACUAUUGGGCUUCUUUGUUUAAACUUCUUCAAUGCAAGCAUUGAGAGAAGGAGAUUGCCAAGAGAGUGGAAAUGGAUACCCGGUGGGAUGAAGGCCCCAAGAAAGAGAAAGUUGAAGCAAGCUACGAAGGACACCAUGUCGGACUCGGACGGAUCAGAGGCGGACGAGGACGAUGCGGCUGGGCAGACUUUGGAAGACGCGGAAGGCUAUUUUCAAGAUCAGGCAGGUAAAAAGAUUGAGGGACUGCUACAAUUCCGGGUCAAGGACUUGGACACGUCGAAGAGCAUGGAUCGCGAGACUGGUUUCGUGAGCAUUGAGGGCACCAUGCUGAGUAAGGACGAGGAAAGGCAGUUGCAGGAACAGGAGAGAAUGAGGAUACCAAAUGUGAAAAGGAAACAAUUGGGCUGGCAAAAUGAGCCGUCGAACGCUAUGACAGGUGCAAUUGUGAAUGGCUCUGAUGGUGCAAUGGAUGUAGAUGAUUCGCCGAAUGCGAAACAUAGAGCCAGAUAUUAA
This is a messenger RNA of Letharia columbiana, 1050 nucleotides long. RefSeq lists its product as uncharacterized. NCBI's taxonomy places the organism in Eukaryota, Fungi, Ascomycota, Lecanoromycetes, Lecanorales, Parmeliaceae. The coding region runs from base 1 to 1050 and encodes 349 amino acids. Gene Ontology annotation, cellular component: RNA polymerase I complex. The record is from RefSeq and is a predicted model, not a curated record. The transcript has a single exon. Gene Ontology annotation, biological process: DNA-templated transcription initiation.